AUGUCGAAUUCCGACGAAGAUUCAAUUUCAUACAUUCGUAAGUAUACAAUAGAUGCCGAAAUGUUAAACACUUUCGUUACUUUAAUUGACGAAGAAGAAGAAGAAGAAGAAGAGAACUCGAUAAUGGCAAACAUACCAAAAAUACCAAGAAGAACAAUACCCAGAAAUCAUGUGGAAGCCGCCACACGUUUAUAUAAUCAUUACUUUGCCCCGCAACCCAUUUACCCUGCCAAUUAUUUUAGAAGGCGUUUUCGAAUGCCCAAAGAAAUGUUUCUUCGUAUAGUGAACGAUAGACAUUCCUUUAACGCCAUACAACCAUUACCAAAAUACUUUGCGUUCUUCCAUAACGCUCCAACCGACGUUGUGGGUCGCCCGACGUUAAAUAUUUUUCAAAAAUGUACUUCCGCUGUACGCCAGCUGGCUUAUGCUUCUACUGCCGACCAAUUAGAUGAAUACCUCGAAAUGGGUUCCCAAACGGCUGCCGAUUCAUUGAACUACUUCUGCAAAUGUGUUGUUCAGUUAUAUCACUCAAAGUUUUUGAGAAAACCGACACAAGAAGAUGUUAACCGCGUGACCGUUAAACACGAGAUGGUGUAA
Molecule: messenger RNA, 597 nt
Organism: Erigeron canadensis
Lineage: Eukaryota; Viridiplantae; Streptophyta; Magnoliopsida; Asterales; Asteraceae
Exons: 1
Coding region: 1-597 (198 amino acids)
Source: RefSeq, a predicted model, not a curated record